AUGACUCUCAAAUAUCUCGUCACGGGUGCUUCUGGAGGGCUGGGAUCACAAGUGCUAUCAUAUCUAGUCGCCAACGUCCCCGCCUCCGAGUACGCCGCAGCGUCUUCAAAUGAAGCGAAUCGCAAACGAUUUGAGGACCAAGGGAUCGCCUUUCGACUUGCAGACUACAGUGACCCAGCAAGCCUAGAGGCGGCAUUUGAAGAUGUCGAAAACCUACUGUUUGUGAGCACCAACACGUUUGACGUUGCGAAGCGAGAGAAGCAACAUCAGAACUUUGUCGAUGCGGCCAAGAAGAUGAAUGUCAAACAUGUUUGGUACACAUCAUUGGCCUUUGGUGGCUUCGGGUCUUCCGACGCCGACGUGCAAAAGGCCCAUCUGCUGACUGAAGAGAUGAUGCGCAAGUCCGGUAUUAACUACACCUCGAUCCGGGAGGGUCUUUACGUUGAGGCAUUUCCCGUCUUUAUGAACUGGUACCCUAGCACCUCUGUGAUGUAUCUUCACUCCGAUGGCCCGGUCGCUUUCACUCGACGCGCCGAGCUAGGCGAGGCCACUGCCCGAUUGAUGAUCCGAGGUGGCCAUGACAAGGAAAUCGUCCUUCUUACCGCCCAGCAGACCAUCACCUUCUCCGAGAUUAUCGACGUCAUCAAUGAGACUACAGGGCGCAACAUCCAGGUCAAAUUUGUAUCCCCGGAGGAGUUUGUGCGUGUGAAGGCGACCGACGACGAAGGUGGGAAAUCUGAGGCUUUCUUCCAAAAACUCCUGUCAUGGCAUGAUGCGAUCAGCAAGGGCGAGACCGGGACAACAGACCCAUUGAUGGCGGACUUGCUGGGGAGAGAGCCGACACCACCUCGGGAGGCUAUCCGACAGUUGCUGCAGGAGAAUCGUGACUAUGAGUGGCACCAGAACUAUGUGAAUCGGCGUUAA
Molecule: messenger RNA, 924 nt
Organism: Penicillium oxalicum
Lineage: Eukaryota; Fungi; Ascomycota; Eurotiomycetes; Eurotiales; Aspergillaceae
Product: SDR family oxidoreductase
Exons: 3
Coding region: 1-924 (307 amino acids)
Source: RefSeq, a predicted model, not a curated record